This is a messenger RNA of Artibeus jamaicensis (Jamaican fruit-eating bat), 2296 nucleotides long. It is a transcript of the gene ASPHD2, whose product is annotated as aspartate beta-hydroxylase domain containing 2. Lineage: Eukaryota; Metazoa; Chordata; Mammalia; Chiroptera; Phyllostomidae. The record is from RefSeq and is a predicted model, not a curated record. The transcript has 3 exons. The coding region runs from base 236 to 1267 and encodes 343 amino acids.
UAAGGCAGCUCCUUCCACGGUCCCCACACUGACUUUUGCCUGGAGAGGAGCGGCGCGCACGGGCGGCCUCGCUCUUUGUGGAUGCAGCCCUUGGCCGGACCCGAGGAACCGGGGCGGCCAUGCCUCCCCCGACCCCCACUGCCCCACGCUAACCUGCACCGUGUGGGUGCCCUCAGGACCCCAGAGGACUGACUGUCUGACCUUGCUUCACACCUUCAACAGCAACUCCCCCAAGAUGUCGCUCGAGUGGCUGGUGGCCUGGAGCUGGUCGCUGGACGGCCUGCGGGACUGCAUUGCCACAGGCAUCCAGUCCGUGAGGGACUGUGACACCACCGCCGUGGUCACUGUGGCCGGCCUGCUGGUCCUGUUCGUGUGGUACUGUUACCACGUGGGCCGGGAGCAGCCCCGGCCCUACGUCUCGGUCAACUCCCUCAUGCAGGGCGUGGACGCCGACGGGCUGCAGAACGGGUACGUGUACUGCCAGUCCCCCGAGUGCGUGCGCUGCACCCACAACGAGGGCCUCAACCAGAAGCUCUACCACAACCUGCAGGAGUACGCCAAGCGCUACUCCUGGUCCGGCAUGGGCCGCAUCCACAAGGGCAUCCGCGAGCAGGGCCGCUACCUCAACAGCCGGCCCUCCAUCCAGAAGCCCGAGGUCUUCUUCCUGCCCGACCUGCCCACCGCGCCCUACUUCGCCCGGGACGCGCAGAAGCAUGAUGUGGAGCUGCUGGAGCGGAACUUCCAGACCGUCCUGUGCGAGUUCGAGGCCCUGUACAAAGCCUUCUCAAACUGCAGCCUGCCGCAGGGCUGGAAAGUGAACAGCACGCCCAGCGGGGAGUGGGUCACCUUUUACCUGGUCAAUCAGGGGGUGUGCGUCCCCAGGAACUGCAGGAAGUGCCCACGGACGUACCGCUUGCUCGGGAGCCUGCGGACCUGUAUCGGGAACAAUGUGUUUGGGAACGCGUGCAUCUCCGUGCUGAGCCCCGGGACCGUGAUAACGGAGCACUACGGGCCCACCAACAUCCGCAUCCGAUGCCACUUAGGUCUGAAAACUCCAAGUGGCUGUGAGCUCGUCGUGGGGGGCGAGCCCCAGUGCUGGGCGGAAGGCCGCUGUCUUCUCUUCGACGACUCUUUCCUCCACACGGCGUUCCACGGAGGUUCGGCAGAGGAUGGCCCACGGGUGGUUUUCAUGGUGGAUCUGUGGCAUCCAAACGUUGCUGCGGCCGAACGGCAGGCCCUAGACUUCAUCUUUGCUCCAGGCCGGUGAGUCCAGCUCCUGUGCUGGGCGGCCCCGGGCGCACCUGCACAGAUGGUGGAGCAGCCCAGCGCCUGCCGCGUCACAGUGCCACGCUCCGAACCUGCCUCAACAGAAAGCUCUUACUUGGGAUUUUUCCACCACGUUGGGUCCCUCUUUCCUUUUGUUAUCGUUAGUGGGAGAUUUCCAGCCUGUAUUUUCUUCGAUUUUUUUUUCUUCUGUUCAUUUGCUUCUGCGAUUCCUUUCUGCCUACUGGCACAUUACUUUGCUCUGUGGCCGGAGGCUUGGCACCCCUGUUGUCUGUGUCCCGUGGCUACGUGAUGUAUCAUUCUUCUGAAAUAGAGUAAUCAAGCAGUUACUUGUCUGAAUGUAACAACGUACAACUUCAUGUGGUCACCUAAAAAAGGAAAAACGAACACAACACACUGCACACCGAGCACUGGAGAACUUGGCCUCUGCCACCGUCAUGCCACGGGGACCUUCAGCCCCCCCCCCCAAGGGGCUUCUGCAGUCCCUGCACGUGGCCAUCUUCGUGAGCAGGGUGGACCCGGUUAGGGGCGGUACCCAGGCUCACAGCCUGGGGAAACGUCACCCUCCACUCGCGCCACCCCAAACCCUGUCGGGUCUCCGAUGGCAGAGAGCUGUCGGCAGCUGGGACUGGAGGCUUUUUGCAACGCCGCUCUCCUUCAGAGCUGAGGCUGGUGUCCUCGAGAGUCUGGCCGGGGCGCCCAUGGGUCAGCUGCAGGACUCGUACUUCACUUACCUCACUGCCUACAGAAGCCCUACUGCCACUUGGGGCCGGGAGCACUCCCUGUGUUCACCAUCUUGAUGAUGAACUUGGACACCACCACCAGGUUGGCCCACUGGAGCUGUGGUGGGGUAGAACCUCACUCGCCACCCAGUGACAUUCUGGAAAGCCUUUCUCUGGCAAAACUGGAAACGUAGAUGUGAACAAAGUGUCUGUUUUGUUUUGGAGUUUCAUUGCCUAUGAUUUUCCAUUUAUUUGUCUGUACAUAAACGUCCAAAUGCUGGACUCAGAGA